Molecule: messenger RNA, 1369 nt
Organism: Cercocebus atys (sooty mangabey)
Lineage: Eukaryota; Metazoa; Chordata; Mammalia; Primates; Cercopithecidae
Gene: SHARPIN
Product: SHANK-associated RH domain interactor
Exons: 7
Coding region: 99-1070 (323 amino acids)
Biological process (GO): protein linear polyubiquitination; proteasome-mediated ubiquitin-dependent protein catabolic process; positive regulation of canonical NF-kappaB signal transduction
Cellular component (GO): LUBAC complex
Molecular function (GO): ubiquitin-protein transferase activity; ubiquitin binding
Source: RefSeq, a predicted model, not a curated record
CCCUAGGCUUGCGGCCAGGGUUUCCGACGGGCGGAGACGCUUAGCGGCCAGAUCCCACGGAAGCGCGCUCGGAGGGCCGGGACCCGGCCGGACCGGAGAUGGCGCCGCCAGCGGGCGGGGCGGCGGCGGCCUCGGACUUGGGCUCGGCCGCAGUGCUCUUGACUGUGCACGCCGCUGUGAGGCUGCUGGGCGCCAGGCCAGACGCCGAGGCACAGCUGCGGAGACUCCAGCUGAGCGCGGACCCUGAGCGGCCUGGGCGCUUCCGGCUGGAGCUGCUGGACGCGGGACCCGGGGCGGUCAAUUUGGAGUGGCCCCUGGAGUCAGUCUCCUACACCAUCCGAGGCCCCACCCAGCACGAGCUGCAGCCUCCGCCAGGAGGACCUGGAACCCUCAGCCUGCACUUCCUCAACCCUCAGGAAGCUCAGCGGUGGGCAGUCCUAGUCCGAGGUGCCACCGUGGAAGGACAGAAUGGCAGCAGCAGCAGCAGCAGCAGCUCACCACCAGCCCUGGGCCCAGAAGCAUGCCCCGUCUCCCUGCCCAGUCCCCCGGAAGUCCCCACACCUGAAGCAGAUCUUCCUAGGAGCCCUGGAAACUUGAUGGAGAGAGAAGAGCUGGCAGGGAAUCUGGCCCGGGCCAUUGCAGGUGGAGACGAGAAGGGGGCAGCCCAAGCGGCAGCCAUCCUGGCCCAGCAUCGUGUGGCCCUCAGCGUUCAGCUUCAGGAGGCCUGCUUCCCACCUGGCCCCAUCAGGCUGCAGGUCACACUUGAAGACGCUGCCUCUGCCGCAUCCACCGCGUCCUCUGCGCACGUUGCCCUGCAGGUCCACCCCCACUGCACCGUUGCAGCUCUCCAGGAGCAGGUGUUCUCAGAGCUCGGUUUCCCACCAGCUGUGCAACGCUGGGUCAUUGGGCGGUGCCUGUGUGUGCCUGAGCGCAGCCUUGCCUCCUAUGGAGUUCGGCAGGAUGGGGACCCUGCUUUCCUCUACUUGCUGUCAGCUCCUCGAGAAGCCCCAGCCCAGCUGGCCCUGCCCUUCCUGCACCUUCAUCAAUGCCCCAAGCCGCCCUGGCUGUGAGAUGUGUAGCACCCAGAGGCCGUGCACUUGGGAUCCCCUUGCCGCAGCUUCCACCUAGCAGCCACCAGAGGUACCAGAGGUGGCUCAGGCAGGGGAGGUGGGGGCAAGGCAGAACCUACAGGAAUGACCCAGCUCCACCCCCACAGGUUACAAGGGGAGAGUGGCCCUUCCCUCAUAGGCCCGACGUCUCCAGGUCCCCGCCAAACUCAGGGGACCUCUACUGACUGCUUGCUGGGACAGAGUCACCAGGGUUGGGGGAAGGGCCACAAACUGAAACCAUUAAAGACACUUACAAGCCA